Messenger RNA from Branchiostoma belcheri (Belcher's lancelet), 3550 nucleotides. Its product is annotated as 5-hydroxytryptamine receptor 1B-like. The transcript is spliced from 6 exons. Gene Ontology annotation, biological process: G protein-coupled receptor signaling pathway. Gene Ontology annotation, molecular function: G protein-coupled receptor activity. NCBI's taxonomy places the organism in Eukaryota, Metazoa, Chordata, Leptocardii, Amphioxiformes, Branchiostomatidae. The coding region runs from base 832 to 2001 and encodes 389 amino acids. Gene Ontology annotation, cellular component: membrane. The record is from RefSeq and is a predicted model, not a curated record.
AGUCAGUUGCCGGGCUCACAGCCAUAACACUUUGGAACUGAAGCGGUCACGAUGAGAUAACAACAAGUCAAUAAAACUCCUUACCUCUCAGCAACUUCUUCAGACUCAUUUUGAAUGAUUUAUUAAUACGAACAUCAUAUCAAAACAUCUGCAAUGUAUGCAGUAAAUUGCAAAUAAAAUGGAGUCUCGCUCUAGCAUCGUCAACAUUCUCAUCAUGACGUGCAGGUGGACAGCCACAAAUAAGCGUAUUGGCCAGGGGAGGCGUAAUCAGUAGGUACAUCUGAUGAAAAGUGACUCUCGGGAGAUCAAUUUGUUUAAUUACUAGUUUCCCCCGGAGAGGUAAUUAGCAUCACAACCAUCAGGUUAUAUACAGUUGUCUUCAACAAGUCCCCGAAUUUGCCGCACGCCAGUCUUCCGUCGUGCGUGUAAAACAUGACCAUAUUGGGCUAUUUGAUCGCACGGUAUCAUCUUCUCAAACGUAUCGCGUGUUAUUUGUUGGAAUGAACGCCCUAUUAGAACGCUUAUUAUAAUUAAAUCCAAAGAGUUGGUAACUUGGUCGGCGACCUUGCCGAGAUAAGGCGGUCAGCUCCUGGAAGUUGUCUGAGCAGUCAGGGCGAGAAGACGCACGGAUCUGUGGUAGCAAGACGUACAAAACAUGUCUAAAACCAUCAAAGUCAUUUUGUUUAUUGGAUCAGUCAUCCGCGUAUUGUACAAAAGUGUCUGAUAUUGUACUGUUCUGGUCUCAAAACGUGACCACCGCUUGGAUAGCAGAUUCCUCCCUAAUCUAGGAAUAUAAAAUCACGCAAAAGAUUCGGGGGCACAGAGCGAGAAAUGUUACCCAAUGUGACCACAGAACUGCCCGGACACCAGAACUCCACCGCUAACUCCACCGGCGUCUUCGACUGGGAACCGUUCUCCUACUACUACUCUCCCUGGCGCGAGCUCCAGCUCGUCUGGGUGACGAUAUGCAUGACGCUGGGCACGUGCGGCAACACCGCGGUGCUGCUGACGAUCUCAUCGGUGGAGGAGCUUCGCACGCCCGGGAACGCCCUGCUCUGUACCCUGGCUGUGGCCGACAUUCUUCAAGUUAUCACCAAGUGUCCCAUCAUAAUAUGGCUCAUGAUGCGGCAGCAAAGCCUGUCUUGUAAAAACGAUGGCUAUCUGUUUCUGCACUUUGUUUAUUUGACGGGGUCCCUUUUCUCCGUGAACAUCAUUGGCCCCAUAUCUUUGGACAGAUACUGGUACAUCUGCUACCCGCUGAAGUACAGUUCCAUCAUGACCAGAGCACGCACAGCCUGCCUCGCGGCCCUCCCACUUCUCGUCACCGUCACGAACAUGGUGCUUGUGCCAUUCUUCGAACCUGGAGGGGGCUUUUACUUCUUCCCACCAUACGCCGCAUGCAAGUACACGGGACAAGCUAAGACAGGUAGACAGGCGACAAAUAAUGCCUGUUAUGGAAUCGUCGUGCUGGUGAUGCUUUUCUGUUACUUCAAAAUCUGGCGCGAGGUAAGACGACAACAAGCUCGACACAGACAGUUGCUCCCCCAGGCCCUGACAGCAGUAGACUCCGGACAGUCGGAGCUCACCGGCACAACUCGGCAGACGAGCCUCUCUAUUUCAUCAGCUGGACAUAAGCGCGGUUCAAAGUCCAGUAACAAGGUGGCUCCAGCACGAAUCUGUGACGAGCCGUCAAGGAGCUCGGUGGAAUUGUCUGUCCAACUGGCCCUUCAGAAGGUUCCAUCGGAGUUCAAGCAGCGCAUGAAGACGGUCACCACGAUCCUGCUGGUCAUCGGGGUGUACUUCAUCACCUGGCUGCCCUACUUUGUCGUCAUACUCAGACAAGCGAAGUGGGGGGACGAAGCGUCGUCGUCGUCAGACGGACCGUGGCAGAGGUUCGCCAUGUUGUUCUCUCUGAUCUCAGCGUUCUCCAACCCCAUCAUUUACACUCGCAACCGCCAGUUCCGCCAGGGGUUACUGAGACUAUUUCGUUGCAGAAACUGACAUAAAAGAGAGGGAGAAAAAUCUCGUAUUGUGACCCAAAAUACCAUAACUUUAUUCCUUUUUCGCCGAGAAUGAUGCGAUAGAAGUGGAAAGGAGGAUUUCGCGGUGAUUCAAAUUUUCGGGGAAAAUAGACCCCCAAAUAAUUUAGUACAAUGUACCGAUGCGCUAACGCAUCAGGGAAGGGGUGGCCCCUAAAAUAACGUACUGAAAUCAACGCGAGCUUUGUUGUUCUUGAAACUGAAGAAGUGAUAUUCCACUGGAUGGCAUUUCAGCACCAUGCACUUCCACUUGGUUGAAUUUGAGAGGCGCUUGCUGUAGUUAAGGCUGGAGCUCAAUGAUCUGAUGCUCUUGCUACUGGUGCUAAUGUCGCAAGCCUAAACCAAUAGAAAUUGCCCUAAGAUUGUAGAGUUUCGUCUUAUCGAUCAGUGUGGUGGGUAGGAUGUCAAGCUGGGGGAUCAGUUUCUACGAAGGCGGAAUUUGAGGCUUUACGGCUGCACGCAAUUCUGUAAUAGCUACGGCGUUCAAUAAUCCAUAUAAGUAUCUAUAUGAAGAUAUUACAUGAUUUACAUCACAGCAUUUUCUACGCAGGAAAGGCACUUCACUUUUUUUUCAAAUAUUGGAAUGGAAUAGAUUGUACUUGUAAACGUCAUAUCAUAUGCAUGUGUGCGCAUGAGGAUUUUUGAGUGUUUCUCUGUUGUUCAAUGAUAAAUAUUUGUCAUGUCUGUAUUACCUGUGUCGUUCAUGAGGAGGUAUUACAUGGCGGAGUGUGUGUUUAUAUAUCAAUGGAGGUAUAUAUCAAUUGUCCUCCAUGUCACUCUGUAUGUAUCUGUAUCGUUGUACUUUUGUGAAUAAAGUUGUUUAAAAAAGAUUUGUCAGUUCAGUUCAACGACAAAUAUUUGUUACGUCUGCGCUUGAGCAACCUGUCUCAAAUCUGUAUAUAAUUGUAAUGAUUCUGCACUACAUCAGACCGGAGCAUUGGAGCCCGGAAAUAGAUAUUUCUCCUUGAUUGAUUUCGAUUGUACAUAAUUAUCAAAAACGAUAUUGCCCGGUCCGUGUGUUUUUGUGUACCAAGUAAUGUUAAUAAAGGUUCAAUUGCCGGGUUGACAGCCAUGACACUAAAGAGGUCGCGACGUGACGACUUAAAAAAACUUCUUACCUCAAAACGUCAGGUAUUGCUGAAUAGCUAUUGCAAUAUGCAACUCGUGCUGGCUUUGCAAACUCAUUUUUCCAUAGUUUUGAUCAUAGAAUUAUUACAACAAAGCAUUCACAGUAUGUGCAGCAAAUUGCAAAUAAAAUUGAGUCUCUGGUAUCGUCAACAUUCUGAACAUUACGUGUAGGUUGACAACUCAUCCCGGGUUCAUUUUAUACCGUCAAACACCAGUACCACAGAUAAAGGCCAGGGGGAGUUAUAACCACUAGACACAUACGCCGAAAUGUGAGUCGAGUGUUAUGUUCGGUCUGGGUGGACGAGUAUUCUCCAGGGAGACAAUUAGCAUCACAACCAUGGUGUUGUAUACAGUUGUCUUCAACAAGUCCCCGAAUUUGCCGC